AUGAUCGGCGAUCACUACAUUACAGCUGUUCCGUGGAGGAAGGGCUUCAACCCCAGGGCUCAUUCCAUUACCUCGACUUUGGUUUGGCUCCAGCUGCCGGACUUGCCAAUCGAAUUGUACCACCCUGAGGCAGUCCUGCGCAUUGCGAGUCGAGCGGGAAGACCUAUACGCUUAGACCGGGCAACUGAAACAGGUGCAAGGGCGAAGUUUGCCCGAGUCUGUGUGGAAGUCGAUCUGACCAAGCCGUUGCUAUCAAAAUUCAAAGUAGCGGGGAUCGAGUAUGAGAUUAAGUAUGAGGGACUGUAUAAUGUUUGCUUCCAGUGCGGACGGUAUGGGCAUAGCCAGGCCAGUUGCCCGAAUAACCAUUCUGAUAGGUCCCAAGAAGAGGCGGGAACUAGUAACGACUCUACCCAUACACGACAUGAGGAACAAUAUGGUGACUGGAUGAUAGCUAAGCGUAGAGACCGAAGACCCUACCCCAAGAAGACUCAAGUGGACGGGUCACGGGAGACUUCUUCGUCCCAACGCCCACCACAAGCCCAGGUCGCAGGCUCUAGAUUUGCUGCGCUAAUGGAGGAGGAGGAGGAAGGUGUGGAUAACCAAUCUGUGAACCGCCACUUAAGAUCACAAGACACCCAAGCUAUGCGUAAGCCAGAACAGCCCCCACAACGCCAAGUGUGGAGGGAAAAGAAUGCCACCCAUGCUGGCCCGAAAAAGAUAUCCAAGAACACGAUGAGCAACCAUAGGCCUGAAACACAAGUAGAUGUCGCCAUGCAAAACCAUGCACAUGACGUGACACGUACUGAGCCUCGAGAAUCAGGGGACAGUGGGAAGGACAAGACUAAUAUCGAGGAAAUAAGCAACAGCCUGCAAUGUGAUACUAGGGAGGAAAUUUCCAGUCGAUCCAAUGUACCCCCCUCACCCAUGGAAGCCUCUGACCAUCCCCAACGGUCGGCGAAGCCACCUGAACCGCCCUCGGACAGUGGCCAACAGCACAGCCUUUCGCCGCCGGUAGGGGCAAAUAAGAGCAUGAACGCAGUGGAGGUCCUGCCUCCAGCUGACCAAACAAAAGCGAGUAGCCAAGUAGAGAGCCCUAAUGGGGGUUCCCUAGCCGCAAUGUCCCAACCAGCCCUAUGA
This is a messenger RNA of Linum tenue, 1137 nucleotides long. The record is from the annotation of a GenBank genome assembly. NCBI's taxonomy places the organism in Eukaryota, Viridiplantae, Streptophyta, Magnoliopsida, Malpighiales, Linaceae.